CACUUAAAAUCCAUCUCCCCCCAACCCCAACACCCUUUUUCUUUUCUCCUCUUUCUGCCUCUGAAGCACUCGAAUCUCAAACCCUAAUCGAGCCAGAUCCGCUCAGAUCUGAUCUCCGAUGGCGUCGAGAGAGGGAUACGUCUACAUCGCCAAGCUCGCGGAGCAAGCCGAGCGCUACGACGAGAUGGUUGAAGCUAUGAAGAACGUAGCGAAGCUCGACGUGGAGCUCACCGUAGAGGAGCGGAACCUGCUCUCCGUCGGCUACAAGAACGUCUCGUGGAGGAUCGUGUCAUCGAUCGAGCAGAAGGAGGAGGCGAAGGGGAACGAGAACCACGUUAAGAAGAUCAAGGAGUAUAGGCAUAAGGUGGAGUCGGAGCUCUCGAACAUUUGUCAUGAUAUUAUGACCGUAAUUGAUGAGCAUCUGAUCCCGUCGUCGACAGCUGGGGAGUCUUCAGUCUUUUAUUACAAGAUGAAAGGUGAUUAUUAUCGGUAUCUGGCGGAGUUCAAGACUGGAAAUGAGAGAAAAGAAGCUGCUGAUCAGUCACUCAAGGCGUACGAGGCCGCUUCCAGUACUGCUGAAGCAGAUCUCUCUCCUACUCACCCAAUUCGAUUGGGCUUGGCAUUGAACUUUUCAGUUUUCUAUUAUGAAAUUAUGAACUCUCCAGAAAGGGCUUGCCAUCUCGCGAAACAAGCUUUUGAUGAGGCCAUUUCUGAGCUUGAUACCCUAAGUGAAGAAUCUUACAAGGACAGCACUCUGAUUAUGCAACUUUUGAGGGAUAACCUUACCUUGUGGACCUCUGACAUCCCUGAUGAAGGAGCAGAGGAUGCAAAGGAGGGUGCUGGAAAGGGCCUUGCAGGUGAAGAUGCUGAGUGAAUCCGGAGCUAACAGGAUCGGUGUUUUAAGCUUAUUCCCGGUGGCCUUUUCUGCAAUAUGGUUGAGAUAUUUUUGUGUGUUUUAUCUCCCCUUGCUUUCUAUUCAGUGUAGUGGAUUUUAUUCCCAGACUACCGGAGAUGUAGCCAAUUUGGACUUUUUGUUUGUUGUUAAAGUCUCGUUCAUAUGCAUCCUGUUUCAUUGAAAGAUAUUAUUGUUCUGAAAUGCUCAAAUCUGUUGUGUUGUUCGUAAUGUGCCGUAAAAGAGACUAAAUGUGCUCUCUUAAUUUGCUUUAUUGUGGUUUUACACUUUAUCAGGCAU
This is a messenger RNA of Asparagus officinalis (garden asparagus), 1192 nucleotides long. RefSeq names its product 14-3-3-like protein D. The coding region runs from base 119 to 874 and encodes 251 amino acids. The record is from RefSeq and is a predicted model, not a curated record. Gene Ontology annotation, biological process: signal transduction. Lineage: Eukaryota; Viridiplantae; Streptophyta; Magnoliopsida; Asparagales; Asparagaceae. The transcript has 7 exons. Gene Ontology annotation, cellular component: cytoplasm.